UCCAUCCCAACCCUGCUCUUCGAGGACCACUCCAAGUGGGAGAGCUACUUGGACAAGUCAUACCAAAAUUCCCUGGGCGUCUGGCUCAAGAUCGCCAAAAAGAACGCCGAAAAACCAACAGUCACGUAUGAUCAAGCCCUCGAUGUGGCGCUCUGCUUCGGCUGGAUCGAUGGACAACGCAAAGCCUUCGACGAGCAGCACUUUAUCCAGAGGUUUACCCCACGACGGAAGAAUAGCCUCUGGUCAAAGAGGAACGUUGACAAAGUUGCGGCUCUAAUACAAGCAGAACGCAUGAGACCAACUGGACAGGCUGAGAUUAACGCUGCCAAGGCCGAUGGGCGAUGGGAUCGAGCCUACUCUUCUGCAAGCACGAUGGAAGUGCCGUUAGACUUUGUGGAGGCAUUGCGACGAAACGAAGAGGCAAACAAGUUCUUUGAUGCUUUGAAUAAGACGCAGCGGUAUGCCUUCUUGUGGCGGAUCGAGACGACGAAACGCCCAGAAACGAGGAAACGAAAGAUAGACAAGUUCGUCGAUCUUUUAGCUGAGCACAAG
Messenger RNA from Colletotrichum acutatum, 552 nucleotides. Its product is annotated as bacteriocin-protection, YdeI or OmpD-associated-domain-containing protein. The annotation marks the transcript as partial. Lineage: Eukaryota; Fungi; Ascomycota; Sordariomycetes; Glomerellales; Glomerellaceae. The record is from RefSeq and is a predicted model, not a curated record. The transcript has a single exon.